Bipolaris sorokiniana ND90Pr is the source of this 3339-nucleotide messenger RNA. RefSeq lists its product as uncharacterized. Lineage: Eukaryota; Fungi; Ascomycota; Dothideomycetes; Pleosporales; Pleosporaceae. The record is from RefSeq and is a predicted model, not a curated record. The transcript has 4 exons. Gene Ontology annotation, biological process: protein monoubiquitination; xenobiotic detoxification by transmembrane export across the plasma membrane; protein import into peroxisome matrix. Gene Ontology annotation, cellular component: peroxisomal importomer complex; peroxisomal membrane. The coding region runs from base 1 to 3339 and encodes 1112 amino acids. Gene Ontology annotation, molecular function: protein binding; ubiquitin-protein transferase activity; xenobiotic transmembrane transporter activity.
AUGGAGUUCCUGCCCGCCCUCCAGCAUGGCAUAGACGACCUCAAGCCCUCGCUGUUUGAACUGCUAUCGGAACAACAACUCUCAUCGCUGCUCCCCCCGUCGCUGCGCUACCUGCUCGCCGUCGCAACGCCCCGAUACCCACGAUAUUUGCUGCCCAUCCUCAAUUCCUUCGAUGAGGUCUACACGCUGUUGAUGCUCCUCGUCGAGCGUCACUUUCUACGCAACUAUGGCGGCUCCUUUACCGAGAACUUCUACGGCCUCAAGCGCGCCCGUGUGCUGAGGGUGCGAGGCGGCGAGAUCCCCCGCGCUCAGCUCGGCGCAUCCGACAGCGUCAGAGAGGCUGUCAAGCUGGGUCGCGACGACGUGUGGAAGAAUCUCGCCGUGCUCGUCGGCCUGCCAUGGCUCAAGAGAAAGCUGGACGAGGGCUACGAUGUCCACGCCGCCCACGCCAACCUCCUCGGCCCCAGCUACAACCGCGAAAGAGAAGGACUCAGAGCCGGCGCAACCAUCAAAGAGCGUCUGAUGCACUACUACAAGUGGUUUUUGCGCAACAUAUACCCCAGUGUCAACGCCGCCUACUACUUCUCACUGCUCGUCUUCAACAUGGCAUACCUGUUUGACGGCACAAAGUAUCACUCACCCUUCAUGUGGCUCAUUGGCUCGAGGAUACGUAGACUGGGCGAGGCCGACCACAAGGCAAUUGAGCUGGCCACAGCCCCAAGAAACAUUGGCCCUGCGCGGCCCGGCGAAGGCGGAUCCAUCUUCUCACCGAGGAAUCUUGCCAGGAGCGUGCAGCCACGAUUGUUGAGUUCGCUCAAGAUCCUGCUCCCUACAAGCAUCUUCGCUCUCAAAUUUCUUGAGUGGUGGCAUGCCUCGGACUUUGCCCGGCAAUUGUCACGGAAGGCAGCGGAGAACAUUGAGCUACCACCGCCAAUACUUCCUUCGCUACCACCUUCGGCCAAACAACAGGGGUCCAAACAGACGGACGGUUCCGAGAAACCACGACCAACAUCAUCAUCGUCCGACAAAACCCAGCGCAUCGAUCCCCCAAUAUCCUCAACCACCCUCCUCCCAAUAUUGACAGUAGCCUCACCGCCCUCGUCAGCGCUUUGUCCCAUUUGUGUGACACCCAUUGUCAACCCAACAGCAUCGCCCACAGGUUUCGUGUACUGUUAUACGUGCAUACAUCGCUGGGUCGACGGAGAGCAUGAUCGCCAAACUGCCUUUAUGGAGGGCGGUGCUGGAUUCCGAGCUGGAGAUGACGAAGAGGGAGGCGAUGAGGGCUGGGGCAAAGAAGAGGGCAGCCGAGAAGGUAGAUGGGAGAGUGGGAAGGGGAGAGAUGCGGUGACAGGGAGACGAGUGCUCGGAGGAACCGAGGCACUCAGAAGAAGUCACCCUGUCACCAAUUUUGCAACCGAUGUCACAUCGCAAGUAGAGGGCCUUGUUCAAGCGCAGGACAUUGCAGAAGAGGCAAUUGCUAGAGACCUUGAGCAAGACAAUGCAUCGUCUUCGGAUGAUGAUUCGUCGUCAGGCUCAGACACCGCGACACAAUUUUCCAUGAUCAACUCUUAUCGCCGGCCUUCCUGGGUAAAUCCCGGCUCGCGAUCAACGGCAAUCAUCUCCUCAAGCGUACCCGAACGCAGCCACAUGUCAACGUCGUGGAAAAAGCACAGUCAUCUGUCCAAGAAAGAGAGAGAGCUUGUGCGAAACGAGGAAAAGAGUUUACUUCGCGACAAUGAUUUGCUACCCCCCAAAAAUCCGAGAUCUGAGAGUAACGGUCCUUUUGAUCGCUUGAGGUCCGACAUGCCCAUCCUUGGCCUGCGCAAGGUUAAAAGCACUCCAGACGAAGAGAGCGCUAUCGAAUCCUUGUCUGAGCGAACUGCCCUACUAGGCGCUUCUGCUGGUAACCCAAACCAGCCAUAUGGCGGCUUGGAUACACCAAAGAUUAUCAAGAAGAAAUGGGACGAGGCGGUUGCAGCCGGAAAAAUUAACACAACCUGGCAGCGCGAAACAAAAGUCUUGACCAAAACAUCAGCGCCACUCAUCCUGACCUCCUUACUACAGUACAGUCUUCCCGUAGCUAGUAUCUUCACCGUUGGGCACAUUGGUAAGACUGAACUCGGAGCUGUGAGUCUGGCUAGUAUGACUGCCUCCAUCACCGGAUAUGCAGUAUAUCAAGGUCUAGCGACUUCCCUCGAUACGCUUUGCGCACAAGCCUAUGGCUCUGGACGUAAACAUCUCGUCGGUCUACAGCUGCAACGCAUGCUGUGGUUUUUACUAUUAAUCACAAUUCCAGUCUCAACAAUAUGGGCAUUCGGUACCCAGAUCCUGUCCCUCAUUGUUCCGGAACAGGAAACGGCACGUCUCGCUGGAUUGUACUUGAGAAUUCUCAUCGCUGGAGGACCUGGCUACGUCGCUUUCGAAAGCGGAAAACGCUACGUUCAAGCACAAGGCAUUUUCAACGCUACCAUGUAUAUUCUCCUCAUCUGCGCACCGCUCAAUGCUUUCUUGAACUGGUUCAUGGUAUGGCAUCUCGGCUGGGGAUUCAUCGGCGCACCGAUUGCAGUCGUCAUUACCGAGAGCAUGCUGCCCCUCCUCCUAUUCCUCUACGUCCGCUUCAUCGAUGGUUACCAAUGCUGGGGCGGAUUCGACCGUCGAGCCUUCAACAACUGGAUGCCCAUGAUUAAGCUCGCGCUUCCGGGCUUGGUCAUGGUACUUGCCGAGUUCCUCGCCUUUGAGAUUCUAACUCUGAGUUCAAGUUGGCUGGGCCCUACUGCGCUUGCCGCACAAUCUGUCCUUGGAACGAUUACCGGCAUCACGUUCCAGAUCCCGUUCCCUAUGAGUGUUGCUGCCUCGACACGCAUUGCCAACUUGAUCGGUGCAACCCUUGCCGUACCUGCGAAAACGGCUGCAAAGGUAGCUGUUUUUGCGUCUGUUUUGGUAGGCGUAUUCAACCUGCUGUUCCUUUCUCUACUUCGAGAAACUAUCCCGCGAUUAUUUACUCCCGAUGAAGAGGUCAUUGCCAUGGUGGCCAAUCUUCUCCCCCUUUGCGCUACUUUCCAAGUCGUCGAUGCACUCGCCGCCAACUGCAACGGUAUACUGCGUGGACUGGGCCGACAAGAAAUUGGUGGUUAUGUGGGCUUGUUCGCAUACUACGUUGUCGGAAUUCCAAUCAGCUUUGGUACUGGAUUCGGACCGUUACAAUGGGGACUAUACGGCCUUUGGACUGGUCCUGCCAUUGCACUUGCCAUUGUCUCAGCAAUUGAAGGCUGGUUUAUCUGGCAGACGAGCUGGGAAGAUGCCGUUGAAGACGCAAAGGCGCGCAAUUCUACCAAUUAA